Molecule: messenger RNA, 1755 nt
Organism: Cuculus canorus (common cuckoo)
Lineage: Eukaryota; Metazoa; Chordata; Aves; Cuculiformes; Cuculidae
Product: ubiquilin-1-like
Exons: 11
Coding region: 1-1755 (584 amino acids)
Biological process (GO): ubiquitin-dependent protein catabolic process
Cellular component (GO): cytosol
Molecular function (GO): polyubiquitin modification-dependent protein binding
Source: RefSeq, a predicted model, not a curated record
AUGUCGGAGAGUGCGGAGAGUUCCGCGGGGGCCCACAGAUCUUCUGAGUCCUCCGCUCAGGGCUUCGCUGCUGCCGAGCCGCGGAUCAUCAAAAUCACGGUGAAGACUCCCAAGGAGAAAGAAGAGUUCGCUGUGCCGGAGACCAGCAGUAUCCAGCAGUUCAAGGAACAAAUAUCUAAGCAUUUCAAGUCCCACACUGAUCAACUUGUUUUGAUAUUUGCUGGAAAAAUUUUAAAAGAUCAAGAUACAUUGAUUCAGCAUGGGAUUCACGAUGGACUCACUGUUCACCUGGUCAUCAAAACACAAAACAGAUCACAAGACCAUCCAGGUCAACAAACACAUGCCACUGGCAGUAUUGCUACAUCAAUAUCAAGCAGUAAUACCUCAACACCACCUUCAACAAAUAGUAACUCUUUUGGCUUGGGUGGCCUUGGAGGUAUGGCAAGCCUGAGUAGCCUGGGCCUAAAUGCAUCAAACUUUUCAGAGUUACAGAGUCAGAUGCAACGACAACUUAUGUCCAACCCAGAAAUGAUGGUUCAGAUAAUGGAAAAUCCAUUUGUUCAGAGCAUGCUUUCAAAUCCUGACCUGAUGAGGCAGUUAAUUAUGGCUAACCCUCAAAUGCAGCAACUGAUACAGAGGAAUCCAGAAAUCAGUCACAUGCUGAAUAAUCCAGAUAUUAUGAGACAGACACUAGAACUUGCUAGAAACCCUGCAAUGAUGCAGGAAAUGAUGCGAAACCAAGACCGAGCCUUAAGCAACCUUGAAAGUAUACCAGGUGGCUACAAUGCUUUGCGACGUAUGUACACAGAUAUUCAGGAGCCAAUGUUGAAUGCAGCACAGGAACAGUUUGGAGGUAACCCAUUUGCUUCCUUAGUAAGUGAUGCAUCAUCAGGAAGGGACACUCGGCCAUCUCGUACAGAAAAUAGAGAUCCUUUACCAAAUCCCUGGGCUCCUCAGUCCAGCUCUCAGAGUUCCUCAAGUACCAGCAUCAGUGGUGAGAGCAGUGGCAGUUAUAAUGUUGGAAACAGCACCUCUGCCAAUACGGGACAGAGCUCAACUAUACCAAAUUUGGGACCUGGACUAGGAGUUGGUAUGUUCAACACGCCAGGAAUGCAGAGCUUGUUACAGCAGAUAACAGAAAAUCCACAACUUAUGCAAAAUAUGUUGUCUGCACCCUAUAUGAGAAGCAUGAUGCAGUCAUUGAGCCAGAAUCCUGAUCUUGCAGUACAGAUGAUGUUGAAUAAUCCUUUAUUUGCUGGAAAUCCUCAACUUCAGGAGCAAAUGAGACAACAGCUUCCUACUUUCCUUCAACAAAUGCAAAAUCCUGACACAUUAUCAGCUAUGUCAAACCCUAGAGCAAUGCAGGCUUUGCUACAGAUUCAGCAGGGCUUGCAGACACUAGCAACAGAAGCACCAGGACUUAUACCAGGAUUCAAUCCUGGUUUAGGUGGAUUGGGAAGCAUUGGAGUUCCUACAGGGUCCACUGUACCUAGCUCUGUUCCUAGUGAAAAUACAAGUCCAACAUCAGGGUCUGCUGAACCUGGUCACCAGCAGUUUGUCCAACAAAUGUUGCAGGCACUUGCUGGUGCAAAUGCUCAGCAGUUACAAAAUCCAGAAGUUAGAUUUCGGCAACAACUGGAGCAGCUGAGUGCAAUGGGCUUUUUGAACCAUGAAGCAAACUUACAAGCUCUAAUAGCAACAGGAGGAGAUAUCAGUGCAGCUAUUGAAAGGCUGCUCGCCUCUCAGCCUUCAUAG